Rhineura floridana is the source of this 1231-nucleotide messenger RNA. RefSeq names its product galactoside alpha-(1,2)-fucosyltransferase 2-like. Gene Ontology annotation, molecular function: galactoside 2-alpha-L-fucosyltransferase activity. Gene Ontology annotation, cellular component: membrane. The transcript is spliced from 2 exons. Bases 101 to 1231 code for a protein of 376 amino acids. The record is from RefSeq and is a predicted model, not a curated record. Lineage: Eukaryota; Metazoa; Chordata; Lepidosauria; Squamata; Rhineuridae. Gene Ontology annotation, biological process: carbohydrate metabolic process.
GAGUCCUGCCCAGAUGUCCAGGAACACCUUCAGAGACUGGCUGCAGCUCACAGGUUCAAGUUAAUCCUUCACUGUGAGCAGGUGCCCCAAUUGCAGAGCUAUGAAUCUCUCAGAAAAACAUUUCUUCAGCCAACCUGCCCUCUUAUUCUUCCUAUACUUAUGUAUACUUAUGUCCCUCUCCACCUUCUUGCACCUGUACAACAAGAUGCCAAACCAGUGGUGGAGGGUCAAUAUGAAGGACACAUCCAAUUUCCUAUUUACGGGACUGCCUGUUUUCCUCACCAACUCCUCCAGUUCUUCCAGCUCAUUCUCUAACACUACCCAUAAUUCAUCCAGUUCACCCUCUAAGAUUACAGAUAGUGGUAUAUGGACGGUGAACUCCAUUGGCCGCUUGGGGAACCAGAUGGGGGAAUACGCCACCCUCUAUGCCUUAGCCAAGAUCAAUAACCACCAAGCAUACAUCCUUCCUGCCAUGCACCAGUACUUAGCACCAAUAUUCCAGAUCUCUUUGCCUGUGAUCCAUGCUGAAGUGGCUAAAAAGAUCCACUGGAAGAACUACAAUCUGCAUGAUUGGAUGUCAGAGAAUUAUAAUCAUAUCCAAGGCAAAUAUGUCAGACUGACGGGCUACCCUUGUUCUUAUACCUUUUAUCACCACAUCCGCCAAGAGAUACUCCAGGAGUUCACCUUCCAUGACCACGUAAAAGAAGAGGCCAAUCAAUACCUUCAGGAGCUGAGAGGGAAACGCCAGGAGGUGACAUAUGUUGGAGUGCAUGUCCGGAGAGGGGAUUAUGUCAGGGUGAUGCCCAAUAUCUGGAAAGGUGUUGUGGCUGACAGAGGCUAUCUGGAGAAAGCCAUGAACUACUUCAGAGAGAAAUACCUCAAUCCCAUCUUUGUGGUGGCCAGCAAUGGGAUGGAGUGGUGCAAGCAAAACAUUAAUGCCUCCAAGGGGGAUGUUUACUUUGCUGGGGAUGGACGAGAGUCAUCACCAGGGAGGGAUUUUGCUCUCCUGGCUCAUUGCAAUCACACAAUAAUGACCAUUGGCACUUUUGGCAUCUGGGCUGGCUAUCUGGUUGGUGGGGAGACUGUCUACUUGGCCAACUACACCCUUCCUGACUCUCCUUUCCUCAAGGUCUUCAAGCCCUCGGCAGCGUUCUUGCCUGAAUGGAUUGGGAUCCCAGCAGACCUUUCCCCUCUGCUAUCCAAGCAACCUGCUGAAGUCCAGAAGCCAUAA